Messenger RNA from Penicillium taxi, 867 nucleotides. Its product is annotated as GTP-binding protein rhoC. The record is from RefSeq and is a predicted model, not a curated record. Gene Ontology annotation, molecular function: GTP binding; GTPase activity. Bases 1 to 867 code for a protein of 288 amino acids. The transcript has 3 exons. Gene Ontology annotation, biological process: small GTPase-mediated signal transduction. NCBI's taxonomy places the organism in Eukaryota, Fungi, Ascomycota, Eurotiomycetes, Eurotiales, Aspergillaceae.
AUGAGCCAGAUGUAUGACGAACACCACUAUGCGAGUUCGCGACGUCAGUCCCUGGCCACUCCUCCUCCACCUUCCAUGUCCCCGCGCCACACCAGAGCCCGCAGUCAGAGCGUGCGAGCGAGCAACGGUACCGUCAGCACGCAUAAUAGCUUCUCCAGUGGACGUAUGUCUGAAGCCACCAAUGUCACCCAACCGCCCUACUAUUCAAAAAAGUUCGUGGUAGUUGGCGAUGGUGGAUGCGGUAAGACAUGCUUGUUGAUUAGUUACUCGCAAGGCUAUUUCCCAGAGAAAUACGUUCCCACUGUGUUCGAAAACUAUAUCACCCAGACCACCCACCGCGCAUCGGGUAAGGGAGUCGAACUAGCGUUAUGGGAUACAGCUGGACAGGAGGAGUAUGAUCGUUUGCGCCCACUGUCCUAUCCCGAGACAGAUCUUCUGUUUGUCUGCUUCGCGAUUGAUUGCCCUGCAUCUUUGGAGAACGUUAUGGAUAAGUGGUACCCAGAGGUCCUGCAUUUCUGCCCAACAACUCCCAUAGUUCUGGUUGGGCUAAAGUCAGAUCUUCGCUCCAAACGCACUUGCAUCGAGCUCCUCAAGACCCAGGGUCUGACUCCUAUCACUCAGGAACAAGGUCAUACUGUGGCUCAUCGGAUGGGCGCCACAUAUGUGGAGUGCAGCAGUAAGGAGAUGCGCGGUGUAGAUGACGUCUUUGCAAAAGCAGUGGACACUGUUGUGUCAAUUGAAGAGCAAGGCUGGAACGCCCCACCAACGAAUAAUCGCAACAGCGCAAAGCCCGCCACAAAUGACAAUGGCGGUGGUGCGCGUGGUCCGGGUAAAAAGAUCAAAAAACGCUCCUGCAAGAUCCUGUAA